AUGGCGCCGCCGUUCGGGGUCGCGGCUCCUGGUUUCAGGGCCAAGUUCAAACACGGAUAGAGAGAGAAAAAGGACAAUUAACCCUUUAAAAUAUGUAAAUGUAAAUAAAGCUGUACGAGGAAGAGGGGAGAAAGAUAACAAAGUGAAAGACAAUACGGGAGACGGAGGAUCUUGUAGGGCGCGUCGUAGGGAGGGUGGGAAUAAAAUAAAUACAAAAUGACCGAAAAUACCAAAUAUUGUUAACUGUUAAUAGUUAUUGUCAUCACUCUCUGGGUUUAAUUCGAGACAGGAGGGAAAUAGUCGGCGCUGGAUUGGGUGGGGUCGGUUUAAAGUUUACAGGUGAGUGAGUUCGUGAAUAAUUGUACUGUAGAAUAAUCAUUAUAAAGCGUGAAGGAACCGGAUUCUGCGUCCCAGGCAUCAGCUGGAGAGGGUGAGAAGAAUACCCCAAGCCCCAGCAGAGCUGCAGAAAUCUGAUGGCUGAGGGGAAGAAGCUGUUCCAGAAUCGUUGCCAUGAACGGAAGAUUAUGGCAGAUUGUAUAAGAUCUCAUGUAGAUUUGGUGCCGGUGUUUGGAUCUUAAAGCUGUCUUACCAGAAUGGAUAGUGGCACGAUGGACACAGAGGCUGGUGCCAGUGGAUUGUCUGUUGACUCCAUCUCGGUUUCCUCUUUGAAGCUGAAUGGCUUUUGCUCACAGUUAAGUGAUGAUGAAGAUGAGGAACUGAAUUCUGAGGGUGGUGAUUUGGAAGUCAAUCCUUUCGAUGGACUCCCUUUUUCCUCUCGGUACUACGAGCUACUAAAAUGGAGAAAAACUUUGCCAGUCUGGAACGUCAAAUACCACUUCAUGGAAAGCCUUGUCAACAAUAAUAUGGUACUCGUGUCUGGCAAGCUAGGAUGUGGCAAAAGUACUCAGAUUGCCCAGUGGUGUGCUGAGUAUGCCCUAUCGGUCCAGUAUCAACAUGGAAUGGUGGUCUGCACCCAGCCUCACAGUCUGUCUGCCAUGUGUUUAGCACAACGUGUAGCAGAUGAACUGGACUUGAAUGUAGGUCAUGAAGUUGGGUACCGUGUUCCUUAUGAAGACUGCUGCACCACCGAAACUGUUCUCAGGUACUGUACAGAUGAUAUAUUGCUCUGUGAAAUGAUGUCUGAUCCCUUGUUGCAUCACUAUGGAGUUAUAAUUAUUGAUGAAGCCCAUGAACGAACCGUAGCAACUGACGUGCUCCUUGGUUUAUUGAAAGACUUGCCAAAGCAGAGGCCAGAGCUGAAGGUUGUCAUCAUCACAGCACCAUACCUGGUAGAUAGGCUGGGAAGUUACUAUCCUGGUGCGCCUUUUGUUAAAGUGGAGGAUGUCGCAGAAAAUUUGUUUCCCGUGGAUGUUAUAUACAGAGAUGGACAGUUCAAGGACUGUGUCUCAGCUGCUUCACAAACGGUACUGGAUAUCCACAAGAAGGGAGAAGAGGGCAAUAUCAUUGUCUUCCUGGCCAAUGAAAAGGAGAUAACUGACUGCUGUCGAGCUAUACGCACAGAAGGGGGAGCUCUCGGGUCUCAGUUGGGAGAGCUGAUCCCCAUUCCAUUGUAUUCAGGCAUGGGAAGCAACUUUCAAAAAGUUUAUGAAAACUGCAACCAGAACUUCAAAGAUCACCGCAGGAAAAUCAUCAUUGCAGACACUUUAGCUGAUUCUUCAUUUUCCAUCGAUGUUUCUUAUGUAAUCGACUCUGGAAUGGAACAAAAAACUGUAUAUAAUCCUCGCAUUCGGGCUGAUUCUCAGGUAAUUCAACCCAUUAGUAAGGGCCAGGCUGAGCUGAGGAGGCAAAGAUUAGGUCACAUCUGCCCAGGGAAGUGCUUCCGCUUGUACUCAGAAACAUUGCACAAUGAAAUGGUGGAGGUUCCACCACCUCGAGUCUCUGAAACAAACCUAAGUCAUCUGGUACUUUUGCUGAAGAGGCUGGAUAUUGCGGACAUGGGGCAGUGUGACUUCCUGGACAGACCAGCUCCAGAGGCGCUAAUGCAGGCACUGGAGGACCUGGACUAUUUAGCUGCUCUGGAUGAUGAUGGGAACUUGUCAGAAGUUGGAAUCAUUAUGUCAGAAUUUCCCCUGGAUCCCCAGCUUGCCAAAGCGCUUCUUGCAUCUUGUGAAUUUGACUGUGUGAACGAGAUGCUAACAAUAGCUGCAAUGGUAAUAGCAUCACCAUGUUUUGUUGUACCACCGAAGCAUUUGGAGGAGUCUGCAGCAAUUCGCAGAAGAGUUCUGCUGCAUCCGGAGGGUGAUCACUUUACGCUCAUCAAUGUCUAUAAUGCCUUCAAACAGCAUAAUGAAGAUGAAACGUGGUGCCUGAAGAAUUAUCUGAGUUACUCUGCUCUGAAGCUGGCCGAUAUAAUUCGAUAUGAGCUUUUGGAGCUGAUGCAGAGAAUUGAGCUGCCAAUUUCCCCACCAAAUUUUGGAAUGGAUGAAAAUGUGCUCAACAUCAAAAGAGCUCUGAUCUCGGGUUACUUCCUCAAGGUAGCCAGAGAUGUCGAUGGGUCUGGAAAUUACUUGAUGCUGAAUCACAAGCAUGUGGCUCACCUUCAUCCUAUGUCGUGUUAUCUCACCAGAAAACCUCAGCCACGACCUCCCUCCUGGGUCCUGUAUCAUGAAUUUACCAUUUUCCUAGACAACUGCAUCAGCGUUGUCUCUGAGAUUCACCCUGAGAUGCUGAUUGAGUUUGCACCACAGUACUACCUGAGCAACCUACCAGCCAGCGAGAGCCGUGACCUGCUCAUGGAACUGCGGGAGAAGGUGAACAGGACUGAACCACUACCUGACCAAGAGGCAGAGGAAGCUGUGAAGGAAGAAGAAAACGUGGAAGCAGUUGAAAAUGAGGAACUCUGCCUGCUUCAGUGAAUGGAAAGAAAGCUAAUACCCUCUGCCCCCACUCCCCUAGCGACCAGUUGCUAAAGACAGCUGACCAUCAACUCAACACAUAUAUUACGUGGGAACCAGCAUAGAAAUUCUUCCCUCACCAACUUGCUUCCUUAUUAAAAAUCAACCAAUAAAGAGAAUUUUUGUUUUGCUCUCCCAAGUAAAGGGACUAAGGUUAGUAAUAACUAACUUUUUGAAGGGAGAUUAAUAAAGACUGAAAUGAGUACUCUGGGGUAAGAGUUGGAGAAUAGAACUAAUUGGUUAGCACUUUCAAAGAACAGAUAAUUUGGGCUGAAUGACUUUGUCCAAUGCUGUUUGAUUUUGAGAUUCUUGUCAGAAGAUAUUUUAGUUCAAAAAAACUGUGAAUCAUUUUCAGUUGAAAGGAUUCCCCCUGACCUAUCUUUUGCCUAUUCAUCCAGCUAGAAACCUGAGGUUAGGUACACUGCCUUACUGGAGCUCACUGCAAAGUGUGCAUAAAGAUUCCUCAUGAAGUGAACGGGGCAAUCUUAAUCCAUUUUCAUUAAUGGCUCAUAACAUAGAAAUAAGUUUUUUUUUAAUGUGAUUGUGUCAAUACUGCCCUGGAAAUAGUGAAAUUCCUGAUAGAUAUGCGGGGGUAUUCUGCUACUGAGAUUGCUGCUGAGGCAAGUUUUAGUUAUUUUAUUUUAUCAGUAGGAUUUUUACCUUAACUCUGCCCCCAGGCAGUGUGGAAGAAAACACUCUCCUUUGCCUCCCUUAGAACACAAAAACACAAUUUCCUUAAAAGGUAAGAACUAAAGUCAGAGGCUUAUGAUUUUUUUAAUCUGCUGAUCUCAGCAUAAGCGCUGUUAAAAAGAAAAAAAUCUGCUGGUUGCUUGAAAUGAACUGUGUAAGGAAAUAGACCGUGAACAAUGAUUAGAUAAGACACCUGAUGAAGACUUUUGUUGUACCAAAUGGCCUCCCUCUGGUUUAUAACGCUUCAAGCUUCAAUGGCUAUUUUACUAUUUUUUGAUAAGUAAAUAGUACUGCUGGCCUUGAAACCUCACCUCUACCUUGGGGGAAAUCAUGUGUGCAUGUGUUUCUGUUUGUCUUUGUCUGUAUUGUGUGUGUGUGUUCAUCUGUGUCUGGAUGGGUACCUGUAAAUCAAUACAAAUAAAAAUGUCCCUUGCAGUUUGCACACGAGACAAGCAUAACUGGACAGAGGUAGUGUAGCAAUACAAGAGUCCGAUGCACUAUUUGACUUUUGAAGACGUUGGACACUAAAUUGAUUGUAUAGUUAUUAGGAAUUACAACUGGAUUUGUGACUCUCUCCUUUACUCUUUGUAAAUAGUUUGGCGGUUAUCUCAGUUUUUAUAUCACAAUCCAAACAGCACAUUUCCUUUGGGAAUAUUACAGAACUGACUGAAGCGGUAGAGCGGCCAACUUGCAAGUAUCUGUUUGUAACAGGGUUUAAGUUGUUAGCUUCUGGAUGUAGAACAUAGAACAUACUGUGGAGCAUUACAGCACGGUACAUGCCCAUCAGCCCAUAAUGUUGUACUGACCUUUAAACCUAAACUGAGAUCAAUCUAACUCUUCCCUCCUACAUAGCCCUCCACUUUUCUAUGAUCCAUAUGCCUAUCUAAGAGUUUCCUAAAUGCCCCGAAUGUAUCUGCCUCUACCUCCACCUUUGUUCCAUGCACUCACCAGUCUCUGUGUAAAGAGCUUAUCUCUGACAUCCUCACUAUACUUUCCUCUAAUCACUGUAAAAUUAUGUCCCCUUGUUGUCUCUGUCCACUCAAUCUGUGUCUCUAACAAGGUGACAUAAGGCACUGCAAGUGCUUGAACCUGAAUCAGAAAACCAAACUGCUGGAGUAUCUCAGUAGGUCAGGCAGCAUCUGUGGAGGGAUAUGGACUGUCAACGCUUCAGGUUACGACCCUUCAAUCUAGAUUGCAGAAGGGUCUUGACCCAAAACAUCAGCUGUCCAUUUCCCUCCAUAGAUGCUGCCUGAACUGCAGAUCCUCCACCAGUUGGUAACUUGCUUCAGUGUGAUGCAUACUUGCACUGACAGUCGUGAUUAUUCAAGAGGGCAGUACUGAAUUAGACUGCCUUACUGAAUUAUUCUCUUCGUGCUCACCCAACAUAGUUUACUUGGAGGGAAAUAGCCAGAGGGAGUGAGUUCCAUUCUGAGGAUGUGAAUGAAUUAUCAGAGCACCUUGACACCCAUAGAGUAUAUUCUUUAGAUGCUUUCAAUAGUUGAUCUGCAGAACCUUUGCUUUGAACAGUGCCAUAAUUGUACUAUUUAUCUCAAAGAACAUAGAACAUCACAGCACACUAUAGGCACUUCAGCCCAUGAUGUUGUGCGCUGACCUUUUAACCUACUCUAAGAUCAAUCUAGCCCCUCCAUUUUUCUUUCAUACAUGUGCCUAAGAGUUUCUUAAAUGUCCCUAUGUAUCUGCCUCUACAACCACCCCUGGCAGUGCAUUCCAUGUACCCACCACUCUGUGUAAAUAAAGACCUACAUUUGACAUUCCCCCCCUCCAAACAUUCCUCCAACCACUUUAAAGUUAUACCCCCCUCUUCAUUAGGCAUUUUCACCCUGGGAAAAAGUCUUUGACUGUCUACUCGAUCUAUGCUUUUCAUAUCAUGCAUACCUCUUAACCUUCUUUGCUCCAAAGGGAAAAAGCCUAUCUCACUCAACCUAUCACCACAAGACAUGCCCUCUAGUCCAGACAGCAUCCUGGUAAAUCUCCUCUCCACGCUCUCCAAAGCUUCCAUACAAUAAAGUGACCAGAACUGAACACAACUUUCCAAUAGAGCUGCGAUAUUACCUCACGGCUCUAAAUGUCAGAACUAAACUCCAACAAUAGUCUUUUAUUUUCCUGUCAGAAGCCUUCAUUGGAACUUUGAAACUUGUACAUUCUGGACUGUUGCUAAAAAGCAGACCACAGUUUGUAACCUUAUAGCAAAGUGACCAACCCUGUCUUCCUUGGAAAUUAAAUGCACAGUUUUGCUGAUGAGACUAGAUUCUGUACACUAUAUUGGGUUAACUGCUUGCAGUUUCUUUAAACGGGAGGGGAAUGACCAUGUUGAGUUCUCAUGCUUGGUCACUCUGCACCAGGCUGUAAUGAGGAAUGUUAAUGAGGUGUUGAGUGAUUUAAACACUGGUCAGAGUUUACCAACUGCUGCAUUAAACAGCAUCGUCUGAGCUCCCAUUGGUUGGGUGUUGGAGUAUCAUCUGAAGAACUUGACCCAACUUGGGCUUCAGGGAGAAUCAGAGCAAGAAGUAUAAAAUUACCUUUGCAAAGUCACAUCUGCACCUUUUAGUAAUGAUUAUAGCCAAACUUCUAUUAUCACAAGAUAUGAGUAAUUGUGAAUUGUAUAACAUGAUUUUAAAGGAAAUCAGAUUGUUGAACCAAUGUUUCUCAGCCACAAAUAUCAGCAUUGUAGUGUAUCCACUGUUAAUGAUAGCUUUAAAAUCAAUAUUUUAACAAAGUCCAAUUGAGGCUGUUCUGAAUAGGAUUUUAUUUUUAGUGUUUGAACACCAUUUCUCAAUUAUUUCAUGUUGAGUGGGGUCAGGAGAAGCUCCUCAAUUAAUCUGCAGCCUAAUUUGUAAGAUCAUAAGACAUGGGGACCAAAUUAGGCCAUUUGGCCCAUCAAUUCUGCAUCACCAUUCCAUCAUGGCUGAUUUAUUAUCCAUCUCAACCCUAUUCUGUCUCUGCCCGUAACUUUUGACAUCCCAACCUUUAAGUAUAUCAAGUGACUUGACCUUCACAGCCGUCUAUGGCAAUGAAUUCCACAGAUGUGCCACCCUGUGGCUAAAGGAAUUCUUCCACACCUCUGUUCUCAUAGGAUGUCCUUCCUUUUUGAGACUAUGCCCUCUGAUCCUUGACUCUCCCACUAUUGGGAAAAUCCUCUGCACAUCCACUGUAUCUAAGCCUUUCAAUAAGAUGCAAUGAGAUUCUUCCUCCCAAUUCCAAUGAGUACAGGCCCAGAGCCAUCAAACACUUCUGUGUUAACCCUUUCAUUCCUAGGACUAUUCUCAUAAAUCUCUGGGUCCUCUCAAUCACUAGGACAUUCUUCAUUAAAUAUGGGGCCCAAAACUGCUCUCAAUACUCCAAAUAUACUCUGGCCAACACUGCCUCAGCAUUACAUCCUCACCUUUACAUUCUAGUCCUCUUGAACUACUGCUGAAAAAGUUGUAGAGCCAUCUCUGUCAGACCCAAUGUCAAGGCAGCUGAUAAACAAAGUCAGGCUCAGGACUUAGUGAAACUGGCAGGUCUCCUGGUCUGGACAGAGGGAGAUGACCUGAGACAGACUUCAGCUUUGAACAUCUGAAUUGCUGCUCAUCUAUUGAAGCCAAUGGACAUAGGGUUGUAAAUGGUGAUUGCAAUUUCUAGUCAGAAGUGAUUUAGAUAAUUAUAACAUUAGGCAUAUGUUUCAAAAUUUGGUUUCAUUUAAACAUUAAGGCAGAAUGUUCUGCUUUAUGUCUUGGCAAAGGAACUUCAUCCAUCAAGAAAAGGAAUCAAAUUAAAGUAACUUCAUAAUUUCCUCUGCAAAGAAUGAUCAUUUAUUCCAGAUAACACUUUGUAACUGUGGUUAAAAAUGUAAAUUGGUAUAUUAACGAGUAGGUUAGCAGAGAGCAGAUUGCAAAAUAGAUGUUUGUAUUGAGCUUCAUGCUUUAGCCAGCUUGCAGCAUAAUUUAUAUCCACAUGAUGUAUCAUUCUUGAUCAUUACAGGAUUCUUUAAAUGCAUGGGGAUUAUUCUCUCGAUCGCCAAAUCAUCCUCUGGUUUUAAAGCUCUCGUGCCUUGGGGAUGGAGGAAAGUUAAUGGUCUCAAAAGAGUAAUAGAGCACUACAUCAGAGAAACAGGCCCUUCAGCCCAUCAAGUUCAUGUCAAACUAUUAUUCAUUCUGCCUAGUCCCAUUGACCUCCACCUGCACCAUAGCCCUCCCUACCAGCCCUCCGUCCAAAUACUUAUCCAAACUUCACUUAAAUGUUGAAAUCAAACCCGCAUCCACCAAUUCCACACUCUCAGCACACUCUGAGUAAAGAAGUACCCCCUCAUGUUCACCUAAAAUAUUUUAGCUUUCACCCCUAACCCAUGACCUCUAGUUCUAGUCUCACCCAACCACAGUGGAAAAAGCCUACUUGUAUUUACCCUAUCUAUACCAUUCAUAAUUUUAUACAUGUCCAUGAGAUCUCCCCUCAUUCUCCUACUCUGCAAUGAUUGUUCUCUGUCAUUCAGGUCCCGAAGUCCUUAUCCUUGUAAAUUUCCACUGUAUUCAGUCUUAUUAACAUCUUUCCUUUAGAUAGAUAAUCAGAACUGCACACAAUACUCAAAAUUAGGCCUCUUAUUGCCUGUUACGCUGCUAGCUUUUACGGCAGCAUGAAGGUCCUUCAUCUCUGGCAGUGUUGAGGUCUUCCUUCAGUAUGUCAUUAUCUUCCUCUUGAUCUUCACUACUAUCAAUCAUGAAAGGCCCGGGUGGAGACUUUGGAAUACCAUCACACACACACAGGUGUAUAAGUAUUCUUCAUUGCUGUUUCUGUAACAAUUGUUUUUACCAGUCAGGGUUGUUAGCCUUGAGAAAUUAGGCCUCACCAAUACAACUUCAACGUAGCAUCCUAACGCUUGAGUGAAGUAGAAAACAAAUUAAGUAUGUCUCCUGUGCAAAGCAAUCAACAUAUCAAUGUGGAUUUGAUGGGGGAGUGGCAUGUAAGCGCAUGGUGAAAGUUGGUCAUUAGCAAGUAGUGACUUAGCAGUCAACAGCAGGCUCCAUGCAUUGAAAUCUAAGGAAAUGUUAGGAGUAACUCGGAGUAACACUCCAACAAUGUUUCCAGGUGAAAACUUUAUAUAAUUUAUUUGAAAGGGCAUCAUGGUUCUCUUCACACAAUUUUGGGACUGUUCUUUAUGUAAUUUAUUUUCUACAUGUGCCAAUUGCACAGAAGGUGGAUUCUGCUGUGCUAUGAACUUGGAGCUAACUGAAAAUAUUAUACUGAAAGUAUUUAUUUUGGUUUACUCUCUUUCUAUCGAGAAUGCAGGUCCUAUAAGCACCCAUAGAUAUUUCCUUUGAAUCAAGGAAGAAGUUUGCUGAAAACUUUAGUCUAUUGUAAAGUUAUUGUACUUUCAUGAAUGUCAUGUAGACAUGUAAAAUACCUUUCAGUGGUGGCGGUAAUGUCAAUUUUAAUGAUUACAAAAUGAAACAAAGCCUUUUUUUGUUUUAUUUUUCUUUGAAAAGAAUGCAUAGUGGAAUAUCACGUGGCCACAACUAGUGUCCUUACUGUGGCAUCUCAUGAUUGUAAAUGGAUUUGUCUCUUAGUUGUUGGAUUGUGCUCAUGUGCUUCAACAGUGACAUAGUCUUGGACUGUAACGUCAAGUUCAAGUUUAUUGUCAUCUGACUGUACAUACACACAACCAAACGAAACAAUGUUCCUCUGGCCAAAAGUGUACCUGCAAAACAUAUCCCUCACUGCACAUAAACCAAAAUGUUACCAUAAAUAAGUUAGUAAGAUAUAAUUCAAAAUGCAGCACACACAAAAUGCUGGAGGAACUCAGCAGGCCAGGCUGCAUCUUUGGAAAAGAGUAAAUAGUCGAUGUUUCGGAUCAAAAACAUAGAAACAGAAACAUAGAAAACCUACAGCACAAUACAGGCCCUUCGGCCCACAAAGUUGUGCCAAACAUGUCCCUACCUUAAAAUUACUAGGGUUACCAAUAGCCCUCUAUUUUUCUGAGCUCCAUGUACCUAUCCAAAAGUCUCUUAAAAGACCUUAUCCUAUCCGCCUCCACCACCAUCACCGGCAGCCCAUUCCACGCACUCACCACUCUCUGCUUUUAUAUUAAAAAAAACAAACUACUUACCUUCAAGACCCUUCAUCAGGCCCAAAAUUUCCACAGAUGCUGCCUGGCCUGUUGAGUUCCUCUAGCAUUUUGUGUGUUUUGCUUUGGAUUUCCAACGUCUGCUGAUUCUCUCAUGCUUGUAAUUCAAAUGACGAGACGUCAGUGGUGGCAGGGUAUUCCUUUGUCUCACAGUCUGAGGGAUGAAGCUAUUACUUGGUCUGGUAGUCCUAAUCCUGAUGCUCUUGUACCUCCUUCCUUGUAAUUUCAACUGUGAAUGUAUUAAACCUUCAAUGUUUUGACUGAGAGAAAGGGGAAUUGGAACUGACGUAUUAUCCUGGUACAAAAGAAAGCUGCGUAGGACCAAUUUUCACUGGUCAUUGGUGCAAGAAUUGCUUAGGGCACUGUCUUCACUGUGGAACAGACUGAAUGUUAGCAAUGCACAGUAGUCACAAUAGGAGACCACUGGCUUCUGGCUUCUGCUUCCAAGUGCUUCUGCUGUUUUGUCUGAUCAUGGCUGAGCUGUCCCAGGCCUCACCUCCACCCCCAGCUGUCAGUAAUCCCACCAUUGUAAAUUGGAUCUAUAGCCUCCAUAACUAAUUCCAAAAAUGUGGCCUUCACAGCUGUUUGGUCAAGGCGAUUCCAGAGAUUCACCACUCUCUGAACAUGACUGCCCCUUUAAUUAGUAAGUGAUUUUUUAAGACAUCCACCAACAAAAAAAUCUCAGUAUUUUCCCUAUUACAACCUGUAAAGAUACACUCAUUGGCCAGUUUAAGGAGUGAAACCCAUUGUGGUCUUCUGCUGCUGUAGCCCAUCCACUUCAAGGUUCAGUGUGUGCACUCAAAGAUGCUCUUUUGCACACCACUGUUGUAUGUGUGCGUUACUAUCACCUUACUGUCAGCAGAGGGUGGUGGAUAUUUGGAAUGAACUGCCAUCGGAAGUGCAAAAGAAUGACACAAUAACAAUGUUUAAAGGACAAUUCAACAGGAUUGAAUAGACAAGAGGUUCUGCAGAUGCUGGAAAUCUUGAACAAAACACACAAUGCUGAAGGAUCUCAGCAAGUUAGACGC
Molecule: messenger RNA, 10751 nt
Organism: Mobula hypostoma (lesser devil ray)
Lineage: Eukaryota; Metazoa; Chordata; Chondrichthyes; Myliobatiformes; Myliobatidae
Product: putative pre-mRNA-splicing factor ATP-dependent RNA helicase DHX32
Exons: 13
Coding region: 594-2876 (760 amino acids)
Cellular component (GO): intracellular anatomical structure; spliceosomal complex
Molecular function (GO): ATP hydrolysis activity; helicase activity; RNA binding
Source: RefSeq, a predicted model, not a curated record